AUGCCUACCGUAAUAAUACUGGACGUUUCUUUGUCCAUGUCAAGACCGGUACAAUUAUCCGAUGGAACCGAGACUACAAGAAAGCAAAUGGCAAUUGCAGGAAUUAAUGCAUUUUUAGAUCAUUUAAGUAUUCAUUCAAAGCUGGAGUUUAUUUCAUUGAUGGCCUUUUCUUCGUUAUAUGAAGAAAAAUGUCCGUUUACCAGAGACUACAACCUAAUAAAAGCUGAACUAAAAAAUAUAGACGAUUACGAUAAAACCUGUAUAGAAACCGCUUUUCAUGGUGUAAACCAAAUGGUUCUAGGAGAAUGGGGUAAUAAUACGGCCUGUCAGAUCAUAAUGAUAACAGAUGGCAGCACAGGUGUGGGUAGCCACUCUCUUAAAGAAUCAUUUGCCACUUUAAAUCAAAGAAGCGCCACAAAUCAGUUUCCAAUUCCGUUUUCGUUUCCUGCAAAACUCCACAUUGUCUGUGUGGCGCCAUCCAACGACCCCAAUCUUAUUAAAUCUAAACCAUUAUAUCAAAGACUGGUAGACUUAAGCGGUUACGAUGGUUCAAUUUCGAUACCAGAGCAUAUACAGGGUGAAGCUGCUGUGGUGACGAUUUUUCAAAAACUAGCCGAAGAUACAUAUACAUCCUUUAAGGGUACUUUAAAAUGUGGAAACUUAGAGUCAAAAAUAAUUUUAUCACCAACUCCAGUGCCAUACAAUAAAGCAACAGAUUUUGAAACACAAACUUUAGAAAUAAGUAACUUAAUAGAAGUAUGUGGUUUUAUAUCCGUUUCAGAUGUUGGUUCCCCAAUGGCAGUCAGUAGACAUUUAAUUUUACCAGCCAAUAUAAAUAAUAAAGAAAAUGUAUCAAAUGAGAUAGAUCUUACAGAUGACGAUGCAACUGAUGAAGGUAAAAAUCCAUCUUUUUGCGUUCUCCUCCAUGGAGCCCUAAAAGUUGAGAACAUGACCGCUCUGGUGAACUUGGGCGAGAAUUGGUUUGGAUUUGUCUACUCCUAUGCAGAUUCCAAAAAAAAAUCAAAUCUAAUGUUAACGAUUUUGGCCCCGGGCUCGGACGUGGUACCUUGGCUGGGCGACCUCAACUAUCUGGCAGCUUCAGAUACAGUGUUGCCAGAGCAGGUGGGAACUUUCCCGGUAAGACCUAGCGAAAAAAGAAGUUAUUCACAAAAUGGGGUUGUUUGGAUUAGGCAGGCAGGACUUCAAAGUGACAUUCAGAAGAUUUUGAGACAUGCAAGAAAGUUGCCUGAGAAAACUAUGCAUUUUUAUAAGGAGUUAAACAGGCUUCGAAAAGCAGCCAUUUCCCUGGGAUUUUUAGAUCUUUUAAAUGGGUUGGCCGCCAUUUUUGAACAAGAGAUGCUUCAACUACCGGGUAGUGCGCAUCCAGAUUGCGCGCUACAAUUACAACACGCGGCUGAGGUUUUAAGAAAAACGCAAAAUAUGGACAUCAAAUACACAGUAAUGCCACUACAGACAAACUAUACCAGUUCAUAG
This is a messenger RNA of Brassicogethes aeneus, 1494 nucleotides long. Lineage: Eukaryota; Metazoa; Arthropoda; Insecta; Coleoptera; Nitidulidae. The record is from the annotation of a GenBank genome assembly.